Molecule: messenger RNA, 879 nt
Organism: Closterium sp. Naga37s-1
Lineage: Eukaryota; Viridiplantae; Streptophyta; Zygnematophyceae; Desmidiales; Closteriaceae
Source: the annotation of a GenBank genome assembly
AUGUUUCGCAAUCAGUACGACACGGAUGUCACCACUUGGAGCCCCGUCGGCCGCCUGCACCAGGUGAUCCGCCCCUCUCUCCUCCUCUCGCCCCGCCGAUCCGCCUCUCUGCUGCUAUCACGUUUCACCGCUCUGCGAGACUGCCAGCCUCGAGCAGCACGCUGCUGUCCCCACACUGCUCUUUACCCACCGCGCCCUCCCUUCUCCUCCCCUCCCCUCCCCUCCCCUUCUUUUUCCUCCCCUCCCCUUCCCUCCCCUUCUUUUUCCUCCCCUCCCCUCCCUCUUCCCGCCCUCUCCCUCCCUCCCCUCCCUCUUCCCGCCCUCUCCCUCCCUCCCCGACCUCCCCCUCCCUCCCCUUCUUCAAUCUCCCUCCAGGCUGCCCGUUCCCGUCGCGUCGAGCCCCCGCAGCGACCACCCCGCGUGCUGCCCUCCCGCUGUUGUUUCCCCACCGCGCGUGCUGCCCUCCCUCUGUUGUUUCCCCACCGCGCGUGCUGCCCUCCCCCUGUUGUUUCCCCACCGCGCGUGCUGCCCUCCCGCUGUUGUUUCCCCACCACGCGUGCUGCCCUCCCGCUGUUGUUUCCCUGCCGCACCUCGCCUACCCUACCCCAUCGCUUCCUCCCUUUUGCGUCCUUCCCGGUUACCCCCGCGCGCGCGAUUGUCUCCUCCUUUCCCCUUGUCAACCUUCUCGCUUCUUCCUCCCUCUUCCCUCGCCCAACCCCCACCUCAUCCCAUUCCAACCCGUCCUCUUGCGUCUCACCCCUUUCGCACUCAGGCGGAUACGUCACAGAGGCCUUUCUCUCACUGCUCUCUCACACGCCCCUCUCCCCCCAACACCCUGCCCUCCCGCCUGUCCCCCCCCACGGCCUCGCUCCUGCGCAU